UUUUUAAUUUAGAGAGCGGAACCAUCACACAACAUUUCUCCUUAGAUCCUUAUUCUGAUUUGCAGGGUUAUAUACCGCCUGCAGUCUGGGUUGUACCCCAGUUUAAUGGACUCCGCUAGCUAGCUUCUUACAAUUAAAUUAACUUUUCAUGUGAUUUCAUCAACGUAAUGUAUUGCACUUUUUUUUCUUUUUCUUUUUCUUUUUUAUGAUGAUCCAUGUGAUCAACUGUGUUCCUGUUUUUUUUUCUUUUCCUAAUAGAUAUGUGGAGUUUAUUUUACUGAUGUGUUAAGAUCGAUGAUUUGAUAAUAUUGCACUAAGUUUUGCUUGGGUUCCAUCUGCCUUAAGGCUGCAAUAGUGGGCUCUAAAUGCCUCAGCCCAACGGAGGUUUGCAACCACACCCAUCAUUGGGCUUGUCCUAAGACCAAUAAUCCCGAAAAGUUGAACCCCAAAGUGGUUGAUUUUGGCCGGUAAUAAUAAUAAUAUUAUGUCGUUGCCUCUAUCCUCUCAUUCUUCGAAAUCAAGUUCUAGGGUUUUGAGAAUUCAAGCUCCAUGGCUUGGCUACCCACAAUCGUAUCGAUGACGAUGAUCAUUUCGGAGGCCAUUUUCUUGGAACUCACAAUUUCAGGCGGCGUGGGAACUCAAAAGUUGAAGAAACUGCUCCUGGUGUUGCAACAGGAAUGAUUUUGUCUCUUCAUGAAACGUAUUGAGGAACAAUGGGUUAUGCUUCACUGAUUAAACUUCUAUAUCACUGGAAAUUAUAAUGCAUUGAAUUUUCUUUAGGUCCUGAUUUUUAUACUUUUAUUGCAACUCUUUUUGCAGUCUUCAAAACUGUAAAGAUACUCUUGCAACAUGCCAAAUGGAACUUGAAGCUGCAAAAUCUGAGAUUUGAAAGCAGCAUUCUUCAUUUCUGAAUGAACACUAGCCUUUUAGGGUCCCUUUCUUGUUGUAUUAUGUAAAAUUAUAUGUUUUAGAGAGUCAAUUCCUCGUCAUUUUUUUAGGUGCAUCUUCUGUAUGUCCAUUAAAAAGGUGAUUUCAACCUAUCCUUCUAGAUCCUAAAUUGGUCACCAAUUAUCUUCAGUCCCUGAAGAACUCUGAGGAGUCAUUGAAAGAACAGUUAGAGAAAGCAAAGAAAAAGGAAGCUUCUCAGUUUUACUCCUACAAGCAAGAUGGGGAAGCAGUUAAUGGCUAAAUGUAGGACCCGGCAAGAGGAAAAUGAGGAGAUAGGCAAGGAAGCUUCUGAGGGAAAGAUGCAGGAAUUAUCCAUGAAACUUGCUUUGCAAAAAUCCCUAAAUGCAGAACUGAAAAGUCAAUUUGAAGGUCGGUAAUAUAUCAAUUGAAAUUUUAGAUAUCUCUCGUAUUAGUAGAAUGUAUAUGCUAAAUGGUACUUCUAAUGCCCUGGCGCAAUAUUAUUUGGCAUUUUAUAUUUUUAACUAUAUUUUGUGUUUCUACAUACAAUAUUUUGCACAAACAUAUGGAGGGGCUCACAAAUGACGUUGAGAGAUCAAAUGAAAUGGUUUUCUUCCCUUCCCUCAGCUUUUGUUAGUGCUUGGUUUUGGUUUACAUGGAUCAUACAUCAUCAUAGUUUUAAACACGUACUAUUCAAUGUCUUUUCUUUUGCUCGAGAUCUGCUGCUGUCUAAUUUGUCGAUCGCACAGUUAAUAAACAUGGACCAGAUCAUAAACAUGAGCAAUAUGCUAAGCAUACCGAGGGCUGGCCCUAGGUGAUAAACUAAAUAAGGCCCUUCCCUUAGCAUAGAGCGCUUGAAUAAUGAUUUUACAAUAAAUAAUUAUAGAGCAUAAUCCUACAUGGUCAUUAUAAAGUAGAGUCUAAGUCUCUUAACAUCAAAGUCAUUGUCCAUGUAUAAUCUAGAAAUUGAAAAAAUAGUUUGAUGGGUAGGAACAAAUGUAUGAAAAAAUAAAAUUAUAAAUUAUAAAUCAUAUUACCUUUUCAAUUUCUCAUGUUCCUCUCCUCUUGGUCACCAUCAAUCUCCAAGACAAUUUGUGAGCUUUUUAGUGUGAGAUUGAUUCUUAGGGUUACAAUAUGAUAUGAGAAAAAAAAGAAUGAGAGAAAUUGAAAAUAAUGGAUGGAUUGAAGAGAGAUGGGGAGAAAUGAGAAAAUAUGGUGGUGGAUUAUUAAGAGAUGGGUGGAUUAAAUAGAGUUCUUCCAGGCAGAAACUAACUAGGAGAGGAAUCGCCUUCUGGGAAGGAGUCGCCUUCGUCAAGCACAUGUUUCUGCUUUUGCGUGGGUAACGAAGAAACUUUUUGGAUAGAGGAAACGAAGAAAUUUAAUUUAAUUGCUUUAUUUAUUUAUAAUAAAUUGGAUAAUAGUAUAUAUGUAUAUAAAUUUAGGGCCCCUUAAUUGGAGGGCCAUGGCCAAGGCCCCUCUCGCCCACCCCCAAUGCCGGCUCUAAAAAUGGUAUGCCCUAAUCCGAGCACGUGAGUACAAAUACAGUAGUGGUUGGUUGACUGACCUAAUUCCUUGGAGGCCAAGAUUACUUAGUGUAUAAGAAUUCUGGUUGCAAAAGAAUUGUUAUUUAUAGUUCCACGAAAUCCUUGAAAAAUCAUAUCAAAUCGCCACAAUUUAACAAGAAUAUAAUAUUUUAUCACUUAAUAUUUGCCUUCCAAACAAAGCCAAUAUUUACCGUACUUGAUUCUCUUGCCAUUGAACGAGGAAAUAAACGAACAAUAUAUUAUAAUAAGAAGUAGGAAAAGAAAACGAAAAUAUUGCAAUAUUAUAUUAUUAUUGCCUAAUUACUUACUAUGAGAUUAUUACGAUUUUGAGUUCUAUACAUACAAGAGGACUUGUGCUAAUGUGUUAUCUCUUCUCUACCCGCUUCGUAUAUUUUAUAAAUAGCCAGGAAAAUCUUAGGGUUGGUUUCUUGGUACGUACAAUAUUUUGUUUCUUCUUCUUCUUCUUCUUAAUUUGUAGUGCUUGUUCGUUUUGGUGUCAUGUACCCUAAUAAUAAGAAGCGUCGUUGUGGGAACAUGGCCGCUGGUGUUGCCUUCAAAUACUACAGUUGCAGUAGGUACAUAUCAUCACCAGAAUGGGCAAGUCUUCCUCUGCUGCCUGUGUUUUUGGUUCUAGAUAAUUUGUUUGAGCCCAUUGACCAUGUUUCUUUUGCUGCCGUCUGCAAGCAAUGGCGUUCUCUUGCAAAAGACUAUAAUUAAGCAACACAGCGGUGGCGGCAUAACAACCUACUUCCCAUGCUCUUGAUCCCUAAUGAAUAUGAAUGUCAAGGCGGCGGCGGCGGCGGCAAGAAUAGCCUCCUCCUAACGAAAACGAACCACCGAAAAGCAUUAUACAGCAUUGCUGAAGGCAAAAUCUACAACAAUAUUGGAUUGGAAGUGCCUUUUAAAAAGAGGUCAUGUGGCUCUAGCCACGGUUGGUUUGCCACAAUAGAAUCCGUCACAGACCAAGGUCCGAUUAUAGCACUCCGGGACCCUUUCAGAAAUCCGGCAUCGCCCAUUCUUCUCCCUCUCUUGGAUGUCAUGCCCAAGAAAUGUGACAAAUACUUCCACGAAUUCAAUGUGAAAAAGGUCAUCUUCUCUGCUGACCCUGCUUUGAGUCUAGAUAACUAUGUGGUUGUGGCACUGUUAUGUAAAGCUAGACAUAUUGUGGCAUCCAUCCAUAUGAAAAGAGGUCAGAGCCAAAAAGAUUGGACUUGGAUUAGGACCCCAAGUCCGGUCUCUGAUGUUAUAUCUUACAAAAACAAAGUCUACCUAGUUGGAUAUCGGGGAGAUAUUAUGUCAUUAGAUGUUGAUAACCAAGCUUGUUCACGAAUACCAAUAAAUCCACUUACACCUCUGUUCGAAGACGCCCGAGCUCAUAGAUCUAUAAGAUAUCUUGUAGAAUCAACCAAGGGAGACUUAAUGCAUAUGGAAAGAGUGUAUAAACGAACGCAGGGGGCCUACAAGAAUGUUAUGACUGAAAGCUUUAGGGUUUAUAAGGCGGUGUUCGACGACAAAGACGGAUCUGUUUUACAAGUUCAUGUAAAAAGCAUAGGAGAUGAUGUCUUCUUCAUAGGUGACAAUCAUUCAGUCUCUGUUUUGACUUCAGAUUUUCAUGGAUGUCAAUCAAAUUCCAUAUAUUACACCCAUGAUUUCUCAUAUUCGUAUAUUACACACCGACACGAUUUCCAAGGUAAUUUCCAAGUCGAUAAGCUGUAUGACGAUAUGCCAUGUCGUGAUAUGGGUAUUUUUAAUUUAGAGAGCGGAACCAUCACACAACAUUUCUCCUUAGAUCCUUAUUCUGAUUUGCAGGGGUAUAUACCGCCUGCAGUCUGGGUUGUACCCCAGUUUAAUGGACUCUGCUAGCUGGUUUCUUACAAUUAAAUUAAUUUUUCAUGUGAUUUCAUCAAUGUAAUGUAUUGCACCUUUUUUUUCUUUUUCUUUUUCUUUUUCCUUUUCUUUUUGAUGAUGAUCCAUGUGAUCAACUGUGUUCCUUGUUUUUUCCUAAUAGAUAUGCGGAGUUUAUUUUAGUCAUGUGUUAGGAUCGAUGAUUUCAUAAUAUUGCAGUAAGUUUUGCUUGGGUUCUAUCUGCCGUAAGGCUGCAGUUGUUACUGAAUUAUUUUCAACUAUAUUAUAAUUCAAAAGAAGAAAGUAGAAAACAUGAUCACUGAAUUGUAAGUCAAAUGUCAAGAAACCUCAGCUAAAUUGUUCUGCAUGUUGAACGUGGUCAGAGGCUUUCCUACGUCUUCCAAUUUUUCUGCUUCUUCUCCGAUUACUUGUUCUCCUUCUCCACUCACUUUCUUUU
Molecule: messenger RNA, 4752 nt
Organism: Prunus persica (peach)
Lineage: Eukaryota; Viridiplantae; Streptophyta; Magnoliopsida; Rosales; Rosaceae
Product: probable F-box protein At1g44080
Exons: 6
Coding region: 3204-4313 (369 amino acids)
Source: RefSeq, a predicted model, not a curated record